Messenger RNA from Hypanus sabinus (Atlantic stingray), 3033 nucleotides. It is a transcript of the gene ints10, whose product is annotated as integrator complex subunit 10. The record is from RefSeq and is a predicted model, not a curated record. Gene Ontology annotation, biological process: snRNA processing. Gene Ontology annotation, cellular component: integrator complex. Bases 235 to 2322 code for a protein of 695 amino acids. Lineage: Eukaryota; Metazoa; Chordata; Chondrichthyes; Myliobatiformes; Dasyatidae. The transcript is spliced from 18 exons.
UUACUUGAGUUAAUUGUGAACUAGUUUUAAUUAUUUUCUAAUGCUGUAAUUUUUGAAAAUUAAAAUUAAUCUUUUUAGAUUUGAAAUCUUUUGACAGUUUUGACAGCUGAUUAGCUCAUGUUCCUACCUUAACUGACUCACUAAAAAUUGUCUUUGGUGGGAGAACGUGUCAUUUGCUGCAGGAAGGGCCUGUGUUCAACAAGAUCUUUUUGACUUGAGGUGACUUAACGGACCAUGUUAUCAUUUCAGUAUGAAAUGUAUAUGAUCGAACGAAAUGCUGAGAGAACGGCUUCAGCAGGAAGAAUCCUUUAUGACAUGUUUGUAAAUUUUCCUGAUCAGCCAAUGGUUUGGAGAGAAAUAAGUGUUAUUACAGCUGCACUGCGUAAUGAUGCUCAGGACAAGCAGACACAGUUUUUGCGAGGGUUGUUCGAGACCCUUCCAGGUCGAGUGCAAUGUGAAAUGCUCCUUAAAGCAACAGAACAGUGCUUCAACACAUUGGAGAGAGCAGAGAUGUUGCUGCUACUCUUGAGAAGGUUUCCAGAGUCUGUGGUACAGCAUGGAGUCAGCCUUGGUGAAACUUUAUUGGAAGCUGAAAAUAUGGAUGAUCAAGAAUCGCCCGUCAACUGCUUUAGGAAGUUAUUUGUAUGUGAUGUUCUACCUCUAAUUAUUAAUAAUCCUGAAGUGAGAUUACCUUCUAACCUGCUGUAUCAGUAUCUUCAUAAGGCAGCAGAGUUCUAUAUUGGUUAUGUUACUAGAUCACCUUCAUUGGAAAGCCAGCAUCAAGGUACCCAAGACACAGCUGAUUUAAAGUCACCCACUAAGCGGAACACCCAGAAAUAUAUUAUAGAAGGUCUGACUGAGAAGUCAUCCAUGAUAGUAGAACCUUGGGAUAGGUUAUUUGAAAUCCUUUCUAUUGUGGCAAUGAGGUGUGAGUGGCAGAUGGACAAAGCAAACAGGAGUUGUGGUGAAAUUCUGCACAGAAUGAAAGAUUUAUGCAGAUAUAUAAACAACUUUGAUGACGAAGGACACAGGAAAUAUAAGCAUCAAGUUGUUUACUCUACUCUAUUGGUAUUUUUCAAGAAUGCAUUCCAAUAUGUUGCUAGUAUCCAGCCAUCUCUGUUUCAAGCACCAAGCCCUUCCAGCAGCCAAGUUCCUCUUAUUUUAUUGGAUGACCUGUCAAAUAUCUAUGGUGAUGUGGAAAUCGAACGCAGUAAACAUAUACACAAGAGGCGUAAACUUGGAGACGCGAGAGAGAAAACCCUGAGUUCAGAUGAUGAAGAAUGUUCUGGAAAAGUGCGUAACCGUCACAUUCUUGUCAAUAAAAUAGAGCUGCCAAAUUCAAUAGAUGUGCUUGAGAGCUUUAAAAUAGCAAGAGAAAGUUGGGAAUUGCUUCAUUCCCAAGAGGCUUUGGAAAAAGAAGUCACUCGCAUCUGCAUAUCCUGGAAGACUGAAACCUGGCUAUGGCUAAGAAUAUUUAUCACUGACAUGAUUAUAUACCAGGGUCAGUACAGAAAGGCAAUAAACAGUCUUCAUCAGUUGGGAGCUCUUCAAGGAGUUCAGCAGCAUGUCGUGAGUCAGGGUACACUUGAACAGCAGAGGGCAUUAAUCCAAAUGGCUGCCUGUCACUUUGCUUUGGGAGAAUACAGAAUGACAUGUGAUAAAGUGUUGGAUGUUAUGUGCAGUGUCGUUCCAUGUGCACAGGAUGUGGUGAAAGUACAGGAGGAAAUUCCAAAAGUGAAACCUAGAUUCAGAAGAGGUUUGGAUCUUAAACUCCUGCCAUGUACCAGUAAAACCAUGAUGCCAUAUUGCCUUCAGUUAAUGCUGGCUUGCUUUAAGCUGCGAGCCUUUACAGACAUACGAGAUGAUCUAGCUUUAGGUCAUGUGAUUGUACUGCUACAACUGGACUGGCCUCGAGGAGAGAACCUUUUCCUCAAAGCUGUUGACAAAAUCUGUCAACAAGGCUCCUUUCAAUAUGAAAACUUCUUCAAUUACAUCACAAACAUUGAUAUGUUAGAAGAAUUUGCUUAUCUAAGAACUGCAGAGGGUGGUAAAAUUCAUCUUGAGCUAUUGCCAAAUCAAGGUCUUCUAAUAAAGAAUUCUAGCCCUCCACUGGGGGUACUUCCACAGGAGUUCAAACUGCAGCCCAGCAGUCAGACAGCUGACAGACAUCAUACCAUAACCCGAGGUAUUACAAAAGGAGUAAAGGAGGAUUUCCGGCUAGCAAUGGAGCGACAGGUUUCUCGCUGUGGAGAAAACCUGAUGGCUGUGUUACAUAGAUUUUGUAUUUCUGAGAAGAUCAUAUUACUCCAAACCUUGAUGUGAGAAGUAAAAUCAAACUCUCUCUUAGGAUAUAUGGAUGGUUAUAUCAAUCUGUCUUGUGCGUGAAUCGACUUAUCCAUCUGAUCAGGACUCAAGCAAAGACUGGAAAGAACAUUUUACUUCUAACUGCAUUAAUAUCACCAACAUAUUAGUUUGGAAUAAUUUAUUUUAGUCUUGUUCCAUCCUCAGUAGAGUGUACUCAACAUUUGUUGCAUUGGAAUGUGAAGUUGUAGCAGUUGAUUGAAAUAAUAUACAUUGAAAUUACAGGUUCAAAUCUUUAGUGAUCUACCUUAAGCUAGGCCCAGAGACAUAAGACAGGUAUGUAUUUGACCAAAAUGUUAUCAGAAUAUGUAGCUGUUGCAACCUCUUGAAGCAAGUUUCUAAAAUUAAAAUGGUGUUGAUUUUGAAAACCAUUUUGAGGGGUAAUUAAAAAAAUUGAAAUGAAGAUUUGCUGUGGUGAAGGAGGAAUGUUAAUCUUAUUUGAAAAAUUGGAACACUCCAUUUCGGCAGGUCCAAACCUGAAAACAAGGGCUAAAGUCUAAACCAGUGGUUUAAGCCUCCAGCAUUACAUUUUAUUUCCAGAUUUGUAUGUAUUCAAUUAAUUUUAGUAUGGUAUAUUCUGUUUAAUUGCCUUAACUGCUAAAACUGGAUGCCCAGUCUCAGUAGAACAGUGGCUUGUUACGAUGUGAAUUUAAAAUGCAAAACAGAAAUUAU